GAACGGGAGCAGCCACGUGACGAGGACGAGGACGUGGACGUGGACGAGGGCGAUAUCCCUGGCCAGCUACGCGGGUGGUGUUCGUGCGAGGAUAUCAUCCCCAGGCGGCACGGGGCAGCGACGCGUCGAGGGCACGCCGGAAAAGGUGGAGGAAUACGCUGUUUGCCGCAGCGUAUCGGUACCGGAAGAACCGGCACCGAGACUAGUGGCGGACAGAGCAAGGCGGCCAUCAUUGCACGCGAACGGCACCGUUCAUCGGGACGAGGACAGCUGGUGGUCCGCAGAGGAGGGCGGAGGGGGUCACGCGUUAAGAGAGCGUGAUAAUAGUGCCGCGGUGGCUUGCAUCGCGGGUUACAUGGCGGGUUACCUGAAGGCGGCAGGCGCGACCUGCGGCUCGACUGGAAACCCUCAUCAGUACCACCAUCCCCACGGUCAUCCCACGAUGGGGGUCGGCACUCAUCCGCACCCCCAUUCGCAUCCGCACCCGGGCACGCCGCAUCCCGGCCUGCCGUCAUCCUUCGCUCUCGCCACGCACGGUCAUCCGCAUGCUAUUCCGCUCGAUCACGGAUUGGCUGCGUUUCCGCAAGGUAUGAAUCAACGCAAGCAGCGUCGCGAGAGGACGACCUUCACCCGAGCUCAGCUGGACGUGUUGGAGUCGCUAUUCGCGAAAACGAGAUACCCGGACAUCUUUAUGCGCGAGGAGGUUGCCCUCAAGAUCAGCCUGCCCGAGUCGCGAGUCCAGGUGUGGUUCAAGAAUCGCCGGGCCAAGUGCAGGCAACAGCUUCAACAGCAGCAGCAGCAGCAACAACAACAACAGCAGCAACAACAAACCCCUCCGUCGAAGGGCUCGCCCAGAUCGAGCCAGAAUCACAGCAACAGCAGUACUGGCAGCAGGAUAUCGACGAGCUCGUCGACGACGCCGAGCAGGCGGUCCUCACCAGGGUCACCGGUGCAAGGUAGGGAGGCGCCCGUAGCAGGUAACUCACCCUUGUCGACGCCGCUACUGUCGACACAGUCGACGUACCCACGGGUCGGGACAACGCCGACCGGCGGCAGCGGCAACAACAGUCUGACAACCCCGUCGCCACCACUGACACCCAGUUCGAAUCAACUGCAACCGUCGUCCUACCCAUCGGCGAUGAACCAGAUCCAUCACGGUGAAGCGUACGGUUUCACCUGGAGCUCGGGGCCGCCCGCUUCCGUCAAUCACAGCCAAUACGCUGGCCAGGGUUACAACACUUACGCCCAAGGGCCAUACAGUGGUGACUACUAUCAGACUCAAAUAUCCCAUAUGCAUCACAGCUCGCAGACCAACUAUCACCACCCGCAGUAUCAUCCCAACAUGACGCUCACCUCGUCCAUGUCGCAUCUGACCAGUCACCAUCUGAACUCGGUGACCAGUCAGACCCAGGCGGCCAGCAACGACAUUGCAGCAGCAGCCGUAGUAGCUGCAGCCGCGUCCGGUGAAGAGACUGGUUACGUUUUACCCGAUCAGAAGUAUCCAUCGCUGGUAUAGCGGUCCGGCAGGUCCUCCGGGAUCUUCCAUCGGAGCCAGGAUACCGCGAGCAUAGCCGGCACCGCGAUGCCCUAUCACUGGCGAUUGAAUUCGUCGGUGUGUCAUGAGAUCAACGGUAACCUUGAUUCUGACGACAAUUGAUGGGUCGAGGAAUGCAAAGGGAAUCGCAAGACGAUUCCCAACGUGGACAAAUAAGAUGAUUAAGGGUCAGCUGUACGAGAGAAAAAAUUGUUCUCUACGUUCAGAAAAUGCAAUCAUUGAUGUUAGUUGACGUGGUGACAAUUGCACAUUGAUGCAGAGUUUUAGCAGAUAACACGCGAAUGCUAAAAUCACAUAUAUGCAGACACAAAACACGACUACGCUAUGCCAGUCACGGAUUGUUCAUCGAUUCGUUUGCCAUUUGAUUGAUUCGCGCGAAACGCGGAGGGUUUGGCAUUUACGCAAACGUGGUAUUGUGAGCGCUUUCUGAUUUUCCAUUCGCCGCACCGUCCGAGAACAAGCAGAUUAUUACUAAUAGCAGCUCUGAGUAAUCCAUGUUAUCCAAAUACAGCACGUAAAGUUCCCUUGAAUUAUUUUCAUUACUGAAAUCAUUUCAAGUUACUGUUUUAAAAAAAAGGCCAAGCACAUAAGCACAUAAAGGCGCCGAUAAUCUAGUGGUUAUUAUCGAGCGUCUUUACGCCUUUACAUUGAUCGUAGCGAGUGUUUUUAUUAAAUUAUUAUAUCCUUUUUAACAAACAUUAUAAAACAGAAAUGGAGCUAAGUGGCUUAAAUGUCUUUCCGUUUAAACCGUUUAAUAUUUUCGUACGAGUAAAAUAUUAUCGAAAAACAAUAUUAUUUGCAAUAUUAUUGGUUGACAAGAAUAGUCAUCAUAAUAAUUAUAAUAAAAUCAUAGAGUGUUAGCGCUUUAUGCAGUGCUGUGACUUGUUUUUUUGGAUACCCUUUUAUUAACUUAUGCAUUUUUAAGUUGCAAUUGUCAUUUUUCACAUUUUUACUAUGCAUCCGUCGAAAAAAGAAAAUCUGCAUUUGUAGCUCAUAUUUAACGCUGAAGCAAUUUGCCUGAAUUUAAGUUGUAAAUAAAUAAUAUCUAUACUUUGGACAUUUUUAAGAAAAGACAAGCAGAUUUGGCGGCAAAUGUGAAUUACAAAUGGGAAACUUGAUAAUAGACCGAUGUCAACUUACAGGAAAGCCGAAUUUUAUUUUUGAGAAAAAUAGUAAAAAAGAAAACUUGUCCUUGUAAAUAAAGAUAAAAGGCUAUAUCCAUGAAAAGUGUUUCAAAUUUUCCUAUAAGGAAGUUCGUGCGCAUCGUAUAUAGAAUUUCUUUUAAGAUCUAAUCUCUCUAGUUGAUAUCCUUUGCAUUUUUCAAUAAUAUUAAAAGACGAGUGCUCAUCACUGCCGUCUUUGUCAUUGGUAUUAUCGUUACACUUUUUAUUAUUACCAUUAACAUUGUAUAGAUGAUUACUCAUAUCACUUACGGCCAGUAGCCGAACUGUAAAUAAAGACGAGUAUGAGAGUACGUGAAUGAGAGACAAAGAGAGAGAGAGAGAGCGAGCAGAAAUCUAAAAAAAAAUUCGAAAUUCUAUUGCAAAAUGUCAAAUAUCCCCGAGUAUGGAGUAAAACUUAUCCCAUGGGGAUUCCUUGCUGUAUAGCCGUUUCAUUUCUAUAGUAUUCUCUGUUCUCGGGAGACGUAAAUUUCGUGGCGCGCUUUUUCGCGCGCUAACUUAAUUAUCAUAAUGUGUUUCCUCGAAAGACGAGAAAGGGAAAGAGAGAGAAAAGUAUAUACGAUGAUGCCUAGUUAAUAUUAUGAGUGUAUAUUUCGUGUAUACUACCUAAUAUGUAUAUUAUCCGUGGAGCUUAGAAAAUAUAUAUAAUUAAAGAGAAUAAAAAGAGAAAGAUUAUAUCAUUAAGAUUAACGAUAGCGAAGCGAUGAAACCGUCAUGGAUACUAUGGUCGCACGUAAACCUAGGCUACUUUGUAAUAAUGCGACGCGAAAUGUACAUAAAACGUAUUUCUCUUGUAAGAUACACAGUUGUUCUAUAUCACAAUGUGCGAAGAGAAUCUUCCUACGUCAGAAAAAAAAUAUCGCAUAUUAUUAAUAA
Messenger RNA from Ooceraea biroi (clonal raider ant), 3612 nucleotides. RefSeq names its product orthodenticle 1. Lineage: Eukaryota; Metazoa; Arthropoda; Insecta; Hymenoptera; Formicidae. Gene Ontology annotation, cellular component: nucleus. Gene Ontology annotation, molecular function: DNA-binding transcription factor activity, RNA polymerase II-specific; RNA polymerase II cis-regulatory region sequence-specific DNA binding. The record is from RefSeq and is a predicted model, not a curated record. Gene Ontology annotation, biological process: regulation of transcription by RNA polymerase II.